UAAAAAAAAAAUAAUUAAGCAGGGGAAGCAAUAAGUACGUCAAUGUGACAUGCGAAAGCCCAAUCUCAAGUUUAAAUGUAUUUGUAAAAAUAGAGAAUUUAAAUGUAAUGAACAAAGAGGGAAAGAAGAGUCUUUAACGGGUUUCAUAUAAAACCAAGAUGUUUAUUGCAAUGUCAGCACAUUUAUUGACUGAUUCUACUGUGGGGACAACGUUGAAAAAAAAUAAAUAAAAGUAAAUUUUGACUGAUUAAAGCUUUAAAUUUAUUUAACAAGGAAAAUUAUUUAUAGAGUAAAGUAAAAGUCAAUUAAAAAAGCAAAAGAAAGGAUAUUAAAAAUAGAAAAAAACAUAAGAUCCAAGGUGAUCAAGAGUUUAGUAAAAUUUGUCGAGUUGUUUCAUCAGCCAAAUACACUCAUCGUAGACUGUAUUAAAUACCUAGAAAAUUUUUAUUUUUAUUUAUUAUCCCACUUGAUAUCACCGGAAGUUAAAUUGACCAAUGAAAAGUUUAUAAAUCUGGGGGCACGAUUUAAAUCUGUAUCAAAGUGGAGGAAAGAAAAAAAUAAAAAAAGGAAUUAAAUCAAACGAAAUAGCCCCAACGACCCUCGGACUCUGGCCUUUUUGGUUUCAUUAGACAUAUAAAAAGGGGAGUUUUGUGUGCCAAGAUGCCAACAAUUGGAUGGAUCAUUGCCAGACAAUCAUCGACUAUCUGUGCUAACAGGUGUACUAAUAAUAUUCAUUCAAAAGUUACCAGACAAUUUUCAAGUAUUUCUAAAAAAUUUAACAACAAAGUCAAAUGUUCUUCUGGAGUAUUAAGAAUAUCAGCUAAUUAUUCAAUUUUUUCAUUACGUAUUACUGAUAAUACUAAAAAAAUUUACAAUAUGCCUUAUUGUUCUGAUAAUUUUUAUACACAAGCAACAUGCUUGAUGGAAAAACAAACAGUAAAAACAGUAAAUUCAAUGGAUAAAAUAAAUGACAAAAUAUAUGGAGUACCAAUUAUAAAUAAAUUAACAAUACCACUUGCACCAAAAAUACGUGAUUAUGUUGAAGAUUGUGUACGUCUUUGUAAGCCAGAUGCUGUUUAUUUUUGUGAUGGUAGUGAUGAAGAAAAUGAAAUAAUGUUAAAAUUAUUAGAAAAAAAUGGUACAGUUGAACCAUUGAUAAAAUAUAAAAAUUGUUGGUUGGCAAGAACAAAUCCAGCUGAUGUUGCAAGAGUUGAAAGUAAAACAUUUAUUUGUACUGAAACAAUGAAUGAAACAAUACCAACACCACGUAAUGGUAUUAAAGGUACACUUGGUAAUUGGAUUAGUCCAAGUAACAUGGACAAAGCAAUUAAUGAAAGAUUUCCUGGUUGUAUGAAAGGUCGAACAAUGUAUGUAAUACCAUUUAGUAUGGGUCCAAUUGGUUCACCAUUAUCCAAAAUUGGUAUUGAAAUAACUGACUCAGCAUAUGUUGUUUGUUCAAUGAGAAUUAUGACACGUAUGGGUUCACGUAUACUUGAUAUACUUGGAAAUAAUGAUUUUGUAAAAUGUUUACACUCAGUUGGUGCACCAGAUAAUAAUACAAAUAUUGAAAUUAAAUCAUCAUGGCCAUGUGAUCCAGAACGUACAAUAAUACUUCAUAAACCAUCUAAAAAUGAAAUAGUAUCAUAUGGAAGUGGCUAUGGUGGUAAUUCAUUACUUGGAAAAAAAUGUUUUGCACUUAGAAUUGGAUCGACAAUUGCUAAAAAAGAAGGAUGGCUUGCUGAACACAUGUUGAUACUUGGAAUAACAAAUCCAAAAGGAAAAAAACGUUAUAUUGCAGCAGCAUUUCCAAGUGCAUGUGGAAAAACAAAUUUAGCUAUGAUGAAACCAAGUUUACCUGGUUAUAAAAUUGAAUGUGUUGGUGAUGAUAUUGCAUGGAUGAAAUUUGAUAAAAAUGGUUUAUUACGUGCAAUUAAUCCGGAGAAUGGAUUUUUUGGUGUUGCACCUGGUACAUCAAGCUCAACCAACUCAAAUGCAAUGAAUACAAUAUUUAAAAAUACAAUAUUUACAAAUGUUGCUAAAACAAGUGAUGGUGGUGUAUUUUGGGAAGGAAUGGAAAAUGAUAUUGAUAAAAAUCUUGAUAUUAUUGAUUGGCAUGGUAAACCAUGGAAGUAUAGUGAUAAAAAACCAGCAGCACAUCCAAAUUCAAGAUUUUGUACACCAGCAAAUCAAUGUCCAAUUAUUGAUGAUAAUUGGGAAAGUCCAGAUGGUGUACCAAUUGAUGCAAUAUUAUUUGGUGGUCGUAGACCAGAGGGUGUACCACUUGUUUAUCAAGCUAGAAAUUGGCAACAUGGUGUAUUUAUUGGUGCAACAAUGAGAUCUGAAGCAACUGCUGCUGCUGAACACAAGUCAAAAGUUGUGAUGAAUGAUCCAUUUGCAAUGCGUCCAUUUUUCGGUUAUAAUUUUGGACAUUAUCUUCAACACUGGUUAAAUAUGUCAAAAGUUGAAAAUGCAAAAUUACCAAAAAUAUUUCACGUCAAUUGGUUUAGAAAAAGUCAAGAUAAUAAAUUUUUAUGGCCUGGUUUUGGUGAAAAUUCAAGAGUACUUGAUUGGAUUAUCAGAAGAAUUGAUAAUGAAGAUAUUGCUGUUGAUUCGGCAAUUGGUUUACUACCAAAAAAAGGAUCAAUUAAACUUGAUGGACUUGUUGAGAGUGAUAUUGAUCUCAAUGAAUUAUUUCGAUUACCUGGUGAUUUUUGGAAAAAAGAAGCUAAUGAUCUUACAAAUUAUCUUGAUGAACAAGUUGGAAAUGAUUUACCCAAAGAAAUUAUUCAUGAACUAAAUGUACUCAAGAAAAAUGUUGAAAAAUUAUCCUAAUUUUUUUUCUAUUAAAUUUAGAAUUUACUAAAAAAAAAAAAGUAAGAAAAACUGUAACAUUCCACAAGAAUGAUGAAAAUUAAUUUUUUUUUGUAAAUAGUAUUAUUGGAUAAAUUGCAAUUACAGUCGUGUAUGAUUUUAAAAAUUUAUUCAUAUCAUUAAAAAGAAAAUAUAAUUGAAAAAAAGAAAUGAAAUUUAAUUUUUUAAAUUUUUUAGUUGAAUGAAAAUUGGUUUUUCAUAAUAAAAAAAAAGAAAAUCUUGAAAAUAAAAUUUGUAUUGUAUUGCAAAAAAAGAAAUCAUUUCUACCAUCAUCAGCUUUAAUACCGACUCAUAAUAAUUUAUCCUUCAUAAUAAAUAAAUUUUCACAAUUUCGAUUUCGAUAUUUCUACAC
Messenger RNA from Aphidius gifuensis, 3223 nucleotides. Its product is annotated as phosphoenolpyruvate carboxykinase [GTP]-like. Bases 661 to 2832 code for a protein of 723 amino acids. Gene Ontology annotation, molecular function: manganese ion binding; phosphoenolpyruvate carboxykinase (GTP) activity; GTP binding. The transcript has 5 exons. Gene Ontology annotation, biological process: cellular response to glucose stimulus; propionate catabolic process; gluconeogenesis. Gene Ontology annotation, cellular component: cytosol. Lineage: Eukaryota; Metazoa; Arthropoda; Insecta; Hymenoptera; Braconidae. The record is from RefSeq and is a predicted model, not a curated record.